Cladocopium goreaui is the source of this 790-nucleotide messenger RNA. The record is from the annotation of a GenBank genome assembly. NCBI's taxonomy places the organism in Eukaryota, Dinophyceae, Suessiales, Symbiodiniaceae.
UUCUGUGGUUUUCCACACGCCUGGGAUGACCAUAACCACCAUGGACGAAGCCGAUUCUCGACCACCGCUACUGGUGCGGGUGAAGAGGCGCUUGGAUGAAGAACCACUUCCAGAGAUCUUGGUGGAGGAGCCCCGGAAAGCGUCAGACAAGCGUGUGAGGCCAGAUGCCACUGCUGCAGCCUUGCGAUUAGUGGAUUCUGUGGGGUCCCAGCAAUGGCCCGACGAGGAGUACGGUUUGCCUGCCAGUUGGUUCCAUGCCGCAGCCAACGCCUCAUGGCCUUCCACCAUGCCUGAAGGAUGUCUGCAAAAAUUGCCAGCGGUCCCAUCCCUUCACGAGGCAUCAAGACGAAUGAUUCAGAGUUGGGAUGGUGGCACCAUGCUCAUCGAUGUGGACCGCGAGGACACUGAGAUGUCCGCUGUGCAAACUCAGGAAGCGGCACCUGCCUCCUUCACCAUCAACGGUGUGGAGAUGGUGGCGACGGCAGCUCCUGCAUCGAUCAAGUCGUCUGCAGACUUCGUGUGGGACGUCUAUGCGCUCAGCGACACCCCUGCGCCCAACUUGGCCGCUUCGCUGCGCUUGCAGGACCCGCUGGAGCUGGAUUUGGAAGAUGGUCUUGAUGACCUGGAGGAUAUUGAUGACAGCUCUGAUGAAGGUCGCCCGUGUGGCCCAGAUAGCGAUAGCGAUGACUGGCAUGAGACCCAGGAUCAUUCCAAUUGGACCGACGUGUUGGACUGAGCGUGGCCAGGUGACGUGGCCGAUUCCUCAUGCAGAGUAUGUGCGGAUACAGCC